This is a messenger RNA of Anastrepha obliqua, 2424 nucleotides long. RefSeq names its product cell division cycle protein 20 homolog (gene fzy). The record is from RefSeq and is a predicted model, not a curated record. The transcript is spliced from 2 exons. Gene Ontology annotation, molecular function: ubiquitin ligase activator activity; protein binding; anaphase-promoting complex binding. The coding region runs from base 141 to 1730 and encodes 529 amino acids. NCBI's taxonomy places the organism in Eukaryota, Metazoa, Arthropoda, Insecta, Diptera, Tephritidae. Gene Ontology annotation, cellular component: anaphase-promoting complex. Gene Ontology annotation, biological process: positive regulation of anaphase-promoting complex-dependent catabolic process; anaphase-promoting complex-dependent catabolic process; positive regulation of ubiquitin protein ligase activity.
CUUUCAUAUUUCAAUUCUCGCGCAAAAUUCAAUUUCUGUUUCCAACCGCUAUUUGUGAGAUACCUAAUAAAGUGUGCAAGAAAGACAAAGUUUGAACAAACUAGUGAAUUUGUAUUCCGAAAUUAUAGUUUAGUAAUAUUAUGUCACAGUUUAACUAUUUAAACGAAAUUGACAGCGCUUUAACGCUGGAUGGAGAAAUUACACGUGGGCCCCCUCCGCGGUGGCAGAAAAAAUUGGAAGCUUCUGCUUUGGCGAAUAGCCUUAAUGGAAGUCUAAGUGCGUCCCGUUCGGUGUUGUCCAUGUCAUAUAACACUAGCUUUUCUGGUGUAGUACCAGCAGCAAAAACUCCACGAAAGGUUGGCGGCGAUGCGAAGUGCAAGAAAACACCCACACCUAACAAAGGUGCACGGACGCCGAGCGGUGGCGAUCGCUUCAUCCCAAACCGUGGAACCAGUAAUUUCGAGCUGGGCCAUUAUUUGAUUAAACAAGAACCGGAGAAAUCUGAAAAUGAUGAUAACAAUAGUAACGAUAUCAACAAAAAAACGCCUUCAAAGAAUGAGCGACAGAAACUUAUCGCGGAAUCCUUGCAAGUGGGUGAUCCUAAAACCACACGCAUUUUAUGCUACCAAAAUAAAGCACCUGCUGCACCAGAAUCGCAUCAAAAUCCAUUGAAAGUGGUUUACUCAAUUAACACACCUUUAUCGACUAAGAGUGGCUCUCGUUAUAUAGCCAACACUUCUGAUCGUAUACUUGAUGCGCCCGACAUAAUAAAUGAUUAUUACCUAAAUUUAAUGGAUUGGAGCGCUGAUAACAUUGUUACAGUAGCCUUGGGUAAUGCAGUUUAUUUAUGGAAUGCAGCAACAGGCAAUAUUGAACAAUUGGUUGUGUAUGAGGAAGGUGAUCACGCCUGUGCUCUCUCCUGGGUUCAGGAGGGUCAAAUUUUAGCAAUAGGAAAUACUACUGGUGCUGUAGAAUUGUGGGAUUGUUCGAAGAUCAAACGUCUGCGAGUGAUGGACGGACAUUCAGCACGUGUUGGAACGUUAGCUUGGAAUUCAUUUUUGGUUUCAUCGGGCAGUCGUGAUAGGUCUGUCAUACAUCAUGAUGUACGGGCACGCGAACACAAAGUCGCCACACUAACUGGCCACACACAGGAAGUUUGUGGACUUAAAUGGUCGACAGACUUCAAACACCUUGCAAGUGGUGGCAAUGAUAACUUGGUUAAUAUAUGGGGGGCUGUAAGCGGAGGUACUGGCAGUGGCACAGAACCUUUGCACGUGCUUAAUGAGCAUCAAGCAGCGGUACGUGCCUUAGCUUGGUGUCCUUGGCAGCCGAAUCUAUUGGCUAGCGGUGGUGGAACAGCCGAUCGCUGUAUUAAAUUUUGGAAUGUAAACAACGGUUCCCUCGUUAAAUCCGUUGAUACAAAAUCUCAAGUCUGUGCACUUUUAUGGUCACGGAACUAUAAAGAGUUGAUCUCUGCCCAUGGGUUUGCAAACAAUCAGCUAACGAUUUGGAAGUAUCCCUCCAUGGUGAAACAGGCUGAACUGACUGGGCAUACAUCACGUGUGCUACAAAUGGCGAUGUCACCGGAUGGAAGUACGGUGAUAAGUGCCGGUGCAGAUGAAACUCUACGACUAUGGAAUUGUUUUGCACCUGAUCCGUAUACUGCGAAAAAGGCAAGUGCGGGGGCAAGCAAGGCUAAACAGAGCGUUUUCCGUCAGAGCAUACGAUAAUUGCAGCAAGGGAAAACAAUAUAGACUAAUAAGAGGGUUAAUACCGUCUAAUAACAACGAACAACAAUAUUCCAAAUUUUCAGCAGAAUCUAAAGUAAUGAAUUUUAUUUAUUAGCUGAAAGUUAUCAUAUGAAAUAUGCAAUGUGAAAUGAAUAAUUGCAUGCGUCCCAGGGAAAGCGGUAAUAUGAUAUGAAUAGUUUUAGUUCAUAAUGUAUGGUAAUGAGGAAUGUAUAUGUUCAGAUUAAUCAUCAGUCACAUCAUAUCGCGUGUCUUGCCAUACUUCAAACUUUUUGUAUUAAAAAAAAAAAUCAAUUCUCUGACGAUAUUCUUCACCACGUAUCGGUCACACGUAGAAGAAGUUAAUGUAUCUCGUUUUUCAUUGGAACAUAUUUGUAGUAGUAUAAUUAUCGAUAUUGAAAUGUAUGUGUGUUGGCACAUUUCAUAUUAUAGCUGUUUAUAUUGUAAUGUAUAAUAACUCAUUGUCAUUUUGUAUUUUUAAGCAUCUUUUCAUGUAUUUGCAUUUAUUUUUAAAUUUCGUUUGUAUUUACUAAUUUUUUAGAUGCAAGGCUUAUGUGCACUUGUCAUGUAAGGCGAAUUAGGUACAGGCCUUAGCACUUUAAUUUCUAUAAUAUGUAUUUUUUAUAUGUAAUGCUUCAAUGUAGAUUUUUUCUAAUAAAGGCAAAGUUUAUACUUA